CGAGCUGGUGCGGCGGGCGCUGCGGCGCGCGGCGGCAGUCCGUCGCGCCGCGCGCACCGAGCCCCACGCUCCGCAGCGCCCGCCGCGCCCGCUUAUCAAAACAUUCCCGCAUUGGGAUCGAUCCGCAUGUCUUUACGCGCCGACCACUGAUAACGACUCUCCGUGACUCUGUGCCCCGAGUGCUGCUGGAUACACUCCCUAAAUACUGACGUGUUUGUGUUUGCCAUGUGAUUUGCCUUCUGAUUUUUUAAUUAGACAGUUCAGGAUAAUUACUGAGUUUCAAGUUUUAUAAUCAAGGAUCAAUUGGAGCGUCGCGUUGCCUGCGCCCGCGCCGCCUGCAUCGCUGUCUCCCCCAUGUGCACUGGUAUGAGAGCAGAGGGCGCGUGCGGAGUGGCGCGAUGGUUGCGUGAUCGGUCAUCAUGCGCCUCUUCCGCGGGCCGAAGCGCAGGGAAGUGACCGGGCCGCGAGCCGUCGCGACGCCGUCUCCGCGCAGAGACGCCGCCGCCGCAGACAUUGCCGACACCGCGCCGCACGUCGCACACGACUUUACGCUUGUAACCGCACUGCCAGCCAUGGUUAUGGAAGAUGAUGUCAAGGAGAUGAAGAAAGUGUUUGCUACGUGGGGUCGCCGUAUGGGGAAGAAACUUGAAAUGUUGAAGAAAACAGAUACUAAAGAAAUUUUACAAGAAGACCAACCUAAUGAGGAGUUAAAGGAAGAACCCACUGUUCCUACUGGACAGUAUAAGAAAAAACAGCACUGGAAAAUGGGUCGUAGCAGUUCAGACUCUACUUCAUUAAAAAGAGAUACUGAUACUGAUUCUAUCCGGAGCGGAUCCAGAGACAGAUCACCGAGCCCUUUUAAAUCAUUUUUUCAUAGAAUGGGUUCCACGGGAAUGUUGAAUUCUGCCAAAUCGCAAUCACUUAACAUGCACAAAACACCUGAAAACUUUCCAGUUGCAAAUGGUCCUUCUUUGUAUCGCAGUUGUUCAACUUCACAUCUUUCUACAUACGUAAAAGCUGAUGAUCCAUCAGACGAUAUUGACUUACAAAAUGCGGACAAUGAGAGCAAAACUUCUCCUAAAAAACACAACACGCUGACGGAAGACACUUUGGUAACAUCUUCAGCGAAAGCGGUUAGUUGUGAUAAUAUUAACAAUUUAAAUGAUGGCCAAACAAGCAAUGGAGCUUCUAAGAAACCAAAUUUUCCUUACGCAUUCUUACGAUCUAAGUUAUCAGUUUUGCCUGAAGAAAACAGCAUAGCUUCACAGCAAAGAACUAGCUCAAUCAGACAAAGUUUGUCUGAAAGAAUUGAUAGAAAAUCUCCGAAAUUCCGAAAAGACAGAAUUUGUCUUACGAACUCACGAUCAGAAGAACGAUAUCAGAGCAGUGAUAGCAUAUCUAUUCAUGACGAAAACUUAUUAUUUAAUAGUGCAUUAAGAAAAGAUUACGAUUUUUCCCGAAGUUCUAUGAGAAGUAUCAAUGAAAUAGAUGGCCGUAUGUAUCCGAUUGGACGUAAUGACGAUGUGCCACGUAGAUCCUCAAUGGUUUCCCAUAGAGCACCUUUAGAUUAUGAUCCAAUGCUUAUCCCACGUAAUAGGAAUAGUUUACCCGUAUAUGAAUAUGGUUCAGUGCUAGGUUCUAUGCGAGACAUAAAAACCGAAAUUACUUCAUCUACUCAAAGCAUUCACCAUGGACCGGAAAAUGUUGAAGUGCAAACCCAUCGCCUUAGUAAUUAUGUAAGUUCCAACGAGUCUGGAUAUGAUAGUGAUGGUCGGCCCACCGAUGACCAUAGCAACCAUUCUCCGCCAGGAUAUUCUUCUCAUUUUAAUCAUGCAUCGAUUCGAAAGGAAUCAAUGGACCUGACUUGUGAUGGGAAUCCUGGAAAUUUCUCAAGACAAUAUAGUUUAAACCAAAAAAUUAACUUUGGCCGUGUACAAGUUCCGGUUCGACGAAGUUCCACCCCCUGUGCAUUAUUUCCCGUAGAGAAAAGUAAUUCUUAUGAAUAUGAAAAUGAUAACAACCAUAAAUUUCCAAGUGAUAGUAUAAAAAAUACAAAUUUUGAUCACAUAGACUCAAAACCACCACCGCUUCCAAAGAAAACUCUCAGUAAAAAGCAACCUUAUGUCUACAAAACGAUAACACUAGAUGAAAGAGUUCAAACAAGAAAAAUAAAAUUUCUACACUCACAAUUACUUCCUGUUGAACAUGCAUCAAAUCAAGAUAUUACUGCUGAUAGUCCGUCGCAAAUGCCACAAGUUGCUGAAACUGAUAUUUUCGGUAGAGGACCUUGUACAAAACGAUUUAGAAAAAUAAGAUUACUAAAAUCAAGGCUAGAUGAGAGUCUUGGUGUUUACUUGGCACAGCACAGAGUGGAUUUUGAUAGCAGUGGUUCAAAUUAUGAAAUACGAUACAUUGUUGUGAAAUUAGAUUUUGAUGGAAUAGCCCAUAGAGAUGGAAGAUUGCGAAUUGGCGAUGAAAUCGUUAAUGUUAAUGGUAGAGUAUUGCGAGGACUGUCAUCACUAAAAGAAGUUCAACACAUAGUCAAUUCUUGUUCGACCGAAGCAACGAUAGAAGAUGGUGCAUUAUUUCAAAGAUACCAAGUCGACCUAGUGAUGGCUCACGACGAAAUUACACCCAUAACAUUAAGUAGAAUAAUCAACAACCAGCCUUUAGAACAGAAUACUGUCACUAUCCCAGCAUCCAACGUUCCUCCUGAUAUAAUAUCACAAACUGUGCAUAAGCCGUUGCCUUCCAAUCAAAUAACAAUCGAGACACAUUUUCCUGCUGAAAAACAAUUUUAUAACCGCGAUGCUUCGAAUAGAACCAAAGAACAUUCAAGUGAACAGAAAAGAUAUGAGUCAGAACAUCAUAAAAAAUGCGAAGUUGGUAUUCAAGUAAACAACGCUCCGAUGCUGUCUAACCAGAAGAGUGACGACGAGAAGUUGUUAGAGAGGCAUUGUUAUUCACAAUCUGCGUCUUUGCAAAACAUCACCAACAUUGAAAUCUCUCUUAGAUCAUCGCCAACACCGCGGUCAAACCAGGGAAAUAACUAUAGGCCAAUAUCAUUUCAUACCACUAGACCACCAUCAACUACUGCGCCUUAUUCUAUCUAUAAUGACAACGCAACUAACGAAAUCAAAGAGAACUUCUCACACUACAUUAAACACGUGCCAAGGCUCUACCAGAAUAGAUCAUUCGAAAGUAUUCCAGAACAAUUGAGAAAUAGUAGUCGCAGUAGAUUUUUCAGCAGAGUUGGAUCUCAACGAUGCUCUCCGAGCCCGGGUCCCCAUAUAUCAAGGCUCCAAGAACACUCUGCAGCUUCACAUCAAGAUAACCAGCAUGGCGGGCAUUAUGCGCACAGUUCUUUACACAGAGUUGAAUUUUGGAAAGGCCAAGGACAUAAAAGUCUUGGUUUUAGUAUCGUUGGAGGAACUGACUCACCCAAGGGACAAAUGGGUAUUUUUGUCAAAACGGUGUUUCCAAAUGGCCAGGCUGCUGACAAGGGCACUAUUUUUGAAGGUGAUGAGAUUCUGUCAGUAAAUAGUGUACCGACACGCGGACUGAGUCAUGCUGGUGCUAUUUCUCUUUUCAAGCAAGUAAAGGAAGGAAAAAUAGAACUGACGCUUUCAAGACGAAGAGCACCUAGGUCGAGAUCUGUGGAACCUCUCGGCAAUUUUCGCGGUGACGUGAAACGGGAAUAAUAUUAUUUAUUUAUAUCCCAAAGAGACAAUGGUGUUUUCGAGUGCAAUAAUACACUUUAUUAAUUAUAGCCAAAGGCAAAUCUAAGAUGCUUGUUUCACUGUCACUUAACAACAUUGUGAAUAUUGGUAUUAAAAUAAUGGAUAUAUUGUUUAGGGUGACAUUGUAUCGUAAUAAUGUUUAUCAUCCGUCACAGUAAAUGUACAUCGCCUUACAAAUAAAAUAUUCUUAUGGCAAAUAAAAUAAAUAUUGGUUAAAUGGGCUA
Molecule: messenger RNA, 3964 nt
Organism: Helicoverpa armigera (cotton bollworm)
Lineage: Eukaryota; Metazoa; Arthropoda; Insecta; Lepidoptera; Noctuidae
Exons: 6
Coding region: 420-3701 (1093 amino acids)
Molecular function (GO): protein binding
Source: RefSeq, a predicted model, not a curated record